Molecule: messenger RNA, 1941 nt
Organism: Prunus armeniaca (apricot)
Lineage: Eukaryota; Viridiplantae; Streptophyta; Magnoliopsida; Rosales; Rosaceae
Source: the annotation of a GenBank genome assembly
AUGUCCGUGGCCUCCGCGAGCCCGGAGAGGAUCCAAGCUCCGCAGAGCCCGAUCAUGGAGCCCUCGCCGUCUAGGCUCUCCACCACCGGACCGGCCUCCGAAGCUGAAGGCUCGUCCUCGCCGGUUCUCUCAUACUCUGCCGACACACCCGAUCGCAGCGAGACUUGCAAUUCUUCUCCCACCGUCGAUCCUCAGUCUGCAGCAUCAUUGAAGAGUGAAGAGUAUCGCCAGUUGUUUCGUCUUCCACCUGAUGAAGCCCUCAUUGAAGAUUUCAACUGUGCAUUCCAGGAGAACAUACUUAUUCAGGGUCACAUGUACCUGUUUAUUCAUUAUAUUUGCUUUUACUCAAAUAUAUUUGGAUAUGAGACAAAGAAAAUAAUCCCAUUACAAGAAGUCACAAGCGUAAAAAGAGCGAAGACAGCAGGGAUCUUCCCUAAUGCCAUAGAAAUUUUUGCCGGAGCCAAGAAGUACUUCUUUGCAUCCUUUCUGUCCCGUGAUGAAGCUUUUAGGAUCAUAAAUGAUGGAUGGGCACAAUAUGUGGAUGGUGGCAAAGCAAAUACAGAACAGCAGGACUCAAUAUCUGAGACCAGCAGCCAAGAGAAUGGAGUUGUAAUUGAAAGCGUGGAAAGCUCCAAAUGCUUAGUUAAUGAAUUGGAUUCCACUGAGAGGAAUGAGGACGCUCAUAUUUCACAAGAUUCUAAGCCUGCAUCCAAUGAUGGAGAUGAUUCUGUGUUGACAUCACUUCCAGGGCCACAAGAUAUUGCAGAAGGGGAUCUAGAACCAUCUCUGAAUGGUGACCCUUCAUGUUUGAAAGACUCUUUGAUCUGGAAGGAGGAAAGUUAUGAUGCUCCAAAUAUUCCAGAAUGUUAUACAAUGGUUGCGGAGUCGCAGUUUCCGAUAAAGGUUGAAGAUUUCUUUAAUUUAUUUUUUUCUGAUGACGUGUUCACCGAAUCAUUUCAUAGAAGUUGUGGAGAUAAAGAGUUAAAGUGUACUCCAUGGCAUCUUCAUGAAACAUUUGGGCAUACCCGUGAUGUUUCAUUUCAGCAUCCAAUAAAACUUUAUUUUGGUGCAAAAUUUGGUAGCUGCCAGGAGCUCCAGAAAUUCCGAGUUCACAGAAACAGGAAGGUACGGCAAAUUAACUUAGACAUCACAAGAAUCAGCGAUGUGCCUUAUGCGGAUUAUUUCCGGGUUGAGGGGCUUUGGGACAUUGAGAGAGAUCCUGAUGGAUCAAAGGAAUGCUGCAAUUUAAAGAUUUAUGUGAAUGUGGCAUUUUCAAAGAGAACUGUUUGGAAAGGCAAAAUAGUACAGUCUACCAUGGAAGAAUGUCGAGAAGUUUUUGAAACCUGGAUAAACAUGGCACAUGAACUGUUGAAGGCGAAGAAUCUUGAACGAAAAGAUGCUGACGUUACUACAAUGUACAAUGAUUCAUGCAACAAUCUUCAAUAUGAGAUGGGUGAAUCUACAGAAAUGUUUUAUGAGCCCAGUGAAAAUAGUACGGUACAACACAUAUCUGAAUCCAUGGAUGCAAACCAGCGAGUUGGCAAUCUGUUGCAAGGAAAUCUGAUUGAUGCUUCCCCUCUUACAUCAUGGUUAAGAGAAUCUGUGAUGAAAUUCCAGUCAUCUUUGAGAAGUCAAAGCAGCCAUCUUCCCUUAAUCUUAGUUAUUGUUUUUGCCGUGAUUUUUAUCAUGCAGUUGAGCAUACUCGUGCUACUAGCUAGACCCCAACAUAUCCAUGUGCACUCUCCUGCGGACUACAUGAGCAGCUUGGGCAGUGUAGUAGGCGAAAGAUCGUCUGAAGUCGCCAAUUGGCUGGAGAAGCGAAUCCACCACCUUAAAGAUGAGAUGCACUUUGUUGAGACUCGGCUCGAGAGCAUGCGUCAUGAGCAUGCUCUCUUAAAAGCUCAACUUGAGGACUUUAAGCAUCUUAGUAAGCGUAGGUAA